GAAAAUGAGACACUGUCUGGCUGCUUCCUGUAAAUGGGACAUGUUCACAGUCGUGGCAAUAAUGAUAUUAGCAGCACAAGCUUUUCCCCAGACAGAGAUUAAACUUAGUCAAGCUUUCACAGAUAUCACCCAGCCAUAUGCCUGCCCUCUGUUUUGGACCGAGUAUAGCGGAAACUGCUACAGGUUCUUCCCAAUAAAUAAAACGUGGGCAGAAGCAGACUUCUACUGUGCUGAGUUCUCUCUUGGCAGGACUACUGCCAAAUUAGUUUCUAUCCACAGCUGGGAAGAAAAUAUUUUUGUGUUUGAUCUCGUGAACAGUCAAGUCCCGGGAAUACCUACCGAUAUCUGGAUAGGAUUAAGUGACAGAAGGCAGGAAGGUGAGUUUGAGUGGACAGAUGGCACACUAAAUGACUACAGCUACUGGGAUGGAAACCAACCUGAUGACGCUACCAACAGUUCCCCAGAAGAUGAGGACUGUGUACAGAUAUGGUACAGAUACUAUAGUGCUUUACGUUCCUGGAAUGACAACAGCUGCAACCGUGAAUUUCCUUUUGUCUGCAAGAUCCCUUCUUUGACCCAUAUGUGAUAACACGGCUCACAGUCUGAAGAUUCUAAAGACAUUUGUACAAAUGUUUACUAUGGGAAAUUGUACAAGAUAUAACAUUCACUCUCUGAAAAGGAAGAAGGCCAUACAAAAUAUUAAUAUAUUGGCUCAAACAAAUUGAGAUCACAUAGUAGCAUUCCCACAAACAUUACAUCCAAAGCCAGUUCAAGAAAGAUAUCAAUAGAUAGAUAGAAAAUAGAGAUAAAAAGAAGUGCCUGGGGUUUUGUGAUGUGACAAGCUUAUUGUUACAAAUGGUUUGCUACAGUUUUUGGACAUGUAGAAUUAUUGGAAGAAUUAUUAGUACUCACCGUAUUUCACCUUAGAUUUAUUUGACAUUAGUUUUCCUAAAAUUUGACAUUAGACCCCCUUUCAUUUUAAAUUAGAUUCCCAGAAAUGUGAUAUUAGCUCCCCUGAUAUUUGGAAUCAGUUCCCCUGAUGUUUGUUCUUAGAGAAACUGAUAUCUGAUAUAAAAUCAGUUAAAGAAGUACCCCUUUAAGUUCUCCUAAUAUUUGGCACUAGUUACCCUGAUAUUUCACAUGAGUUCGGCUGGGUUCACACUACGUUUUUCAACUACGGUUCCCGCAUACGAUUUCAUUAGUGAAAACGCAUGGAACUGUAUUGAAAACCGUAUACAUAGGCAAAGCAUUGCAAACCGUAUGCACCCUGAUGCAUACGGUUGCGUACGGUUUGCUUGCAAUACGGUUUUUAACAGUGCUCCAAACCGUGUUCAACCACGGUUUUGACUCCAGUUUUAAAACCGUACUGCAACCGCAUACCUCUUUUUUUUUAACAUGGACGUCAAUGGGAAACACACAUGUAUACGGUUCCAUGCGGCAAAACCAUAUGCAUUUUUUCUUUGCACAUGCGCAUUUGCAUCCUAAAGUCCCCACCAAAGACCCCUCCCAUUAAAAAUGGACAGAAUUUUCAAAAACGUAUGUUUUAAAAAAAAUAAUAAAAACGGACGGAACAGUAUGCACUUUUAAAAACACUAUACUGUUUAAAAACGCAUACGGUUUACUUUUUCACAUACUGUUCCAUCCGUUUUUUUCCCAUACGGAUUUUGAUAGAAAACGUAUGCGGGAACCGUAGUUGAAAAAUGAAGUGUGAACCCAGCCUUCCUCUGAUAUCUAAUAUAGAAUCAGUUUAGUUACCAUGAUAUUUGGCAUUAGUUAACCUGAGAUAUAACAUUAGCUCACCUGAUAUUUUCAUUGGUUCCUUGGAUGUUUGACAUUAGUUUCUCUGAUAAUUUGCAUUGGUUCCUCUGAUAUCUAAUAUAGAAUCAGUUUAGUUCCCCUAAUAUUUGGCAUUAGUUACCCUGAUAUUUGACAUUGGUUCCUCUGAUGUUUGAUGACAUUAGAUCAUCUAAUAUCUGAUAUUGGAUCCCUUUUGUUUCCCUGAUAUUUGCCAUUAGUUUUUCUAAUAUCUGCCAUUAGUUAUUCUAAUGUCUGACAUUACAUCCUGUAAUAUUUCUAAUGAUAUUUAGAUCCCCUAAUAAGAAAAAUGAAGGCAGAAGGGAGUCUAUCAAAAACUAAUGUGGAUAAGUUUCCUAAAGUCUAAUUUUCUUGACCUGGAAAUUUUUUCUUAACAAUAGCUUCUUCUAAGUCCCUCAUGUAUACUGCAAGUAUCUCAUUACCGCAAAUGAGAGCGUUACUGCUUAUUUUAUAGCCCACCUAGGUAGAAGAGAAUGUGGCCUACUAAUAUGUCCUCAUUUUUAUCUGUGAUAUGAUAGUCCGAUAGUCCGAUGAUAGUCCGAUAGUGAUAAAAAGAAUGAAUAUUUUAUUUAGGUGUUCCAAUCUGACUUCAUAAACACUACCAAUUUGGUGGUAGGAAAGUUGUGAAGGUUUGAGUGACUAUAAGAAUUAGGAUGCAAGCUGGAAACAGACCUUAUCAGAUAUAAAGGAAAAUAAAUUCACAAUGGGAAUGUUUGCUGAAACCACUUGCUGUCAAUUGUUUCUUUUAGAAAAUAUAACCUACUGGAGAUUGUACCAAAAUAUCACUAACUAGAACUGAACCUUAGCCACCCGACUAAUGCAGCAUGUAUCAUAUGUAUCGUCUUAAAUUUCAUAUGUAUCAUCUUAGAUUUCAUAUGUAUCAUCUUUGAUUUCAUAUGUAUCAUCUUAGAUUUCAUAGAUUUCAUAUGUAUCAUCUUGGAUUUCAUAUGUAUCAUCUUAGAUUUCAUAUGUAUCAUCUUAGAUUUCAUAUGUAU
Hyla sarda is the source of this 2810-nucleotide messenger RNA. It is a transcript of the gene CLEC19A, whose product is annotated as C-type lectin domain containing 19A. The record is from RefSeq and is a predicted model, not a curated record. The coding region runs from base 5 to 586 and encodes 193 amino acids. Gene Ontology annotation, molecular function: signaling receptor activity. NCBI's taxonomy places the organism in Eukaryota, Metazoa, Chordata, Amphibia, Anura, Hylidae. The transcript is spliced from 5 exons.